Messenger RNA from Acanthoscelides obtectus, 3372 nucleotides. Lineage: Eukaryota; Metazoa; Arthropoda; Insecta; Coleoptera; Chrysomelidae. The record is from the annotation of a GenBank genome assembly.
UUACAGGAUAUUAAAAGAUGUUAACCUUGAAAAAAUACCUCAGUAUACUGUAGACAUGUAAAUGAGAUAAUAUAUCUUAUUCAUCAAAAUCGAUGCAUAGAAGUAGAUAAUGGCUAUCUUCCUUUUGAUUACUACAUGCACAUACGCUCAGCUUGCUUGAUAUCACUAUUGUAUUGAAACCUGCAUACUGCAUACACUUGGGGGAUUUUCCAACAGCCGAUACUAUUUUUAACUCAGUGCCAGCGUCCGCUGGCUUAGUCGUGUUUAUUACAUAUUUGAAACAGUGAUAGUCUACACGUAAAAUUUUUCAUUGAGUUGUGGUUGUCUUAGUUAUACAUUUUUCAGGCAUGGGUGAUGAGUUGCAAAUUUUAGAGGAUUUUGUCAUAGAUCUCAUCCGCUGCAAGAAAAUUCACAACUACACGGCCAAACUUAAAGUAGUACAGGCAUUUUACGGAACUGAAUACGCAAAGAAGAAAACUAAAUGCAGCUUUGAAGACUUCCUGUUACAUCUGUGGUAUUAUUGGUACAUCAGUAGAUACAGCAAGAAGUAUAUCUAUUUCGAUCAGCAAUGGGUCAAUUACUUGAGCCAAACAGAUAAAGUGAGGGAAGUGGAAAACACAUUCUCAGAAUCAAAUUACGUAAACAAGAAGUACUGCAUGUUAUGCGAUUUCAAUUUCACUUCAAGUAGUCAACGUGAUAUCCACUUGAAGAGAACUGAUCACCAAAUCCGUCUGCAAUAUGUUAAAGAUAAAACUGUGUUUGACUCUACAGAAGACAUUUUAUCAAUGAAAAUCCAAAAUCAUCGUGCUGAAGGUGAAGAUCUAUCUUUCUAUCCAUCUGAAGAAAUAUCUGCGCAACAAAAUACAAUAACGAUAAGGACAAAAACCAAACAUCCAGUGGAGGCUACACUCCUUUUUACGAAUAGAUCAGGAAAAACGUUAUACAUCAAAGAAGUGGUACAAAUAAAUCCAUUUCUAAGUGGUGUUGAAAUGGAUGCACAUUACAUUUCAGAACAAGUCGUUCACAACAAGGAGAGCAUCUCAAUUAAGUUCAAAUUGAGUUUUCGGAACAGUUCCGAUUUUUCAAUGCCACUCGUCGUAGUGACGACAAACAGUAAUAUCUUGAAGAACAUUAUAUUUGAGGUGACCUCUGAAUAUAGUGUCUUGAAAUCGGAAGGUGUUAUCAAUACUAGGCAAAAUGCAAAACCUGAUAAUGACCACGUUAUUCUUGGAGAUGAGGAGAUUAUUCCUGGAAAGAAACCUGAGCCAUACCUGUCUAAGUAUAAAGAAACGUUGCCAUUACGUUUUUUCAAAAUAAGCAAACAAAGAGAAAAGCAAUUACGUGGAAUUAUUGAGAAUUAUCCGAGCUUUAUAGAACGAAAUGCUGCUAACAGUAUUUUUUACAAGGACUUUGCUCGUAUUCUUAGAAUAAAACCACCAAUAAAAGAAGAUAACUAUGUAGAUAUGUUGAUGAAAAUAUUGGAUGUAGAAGAAAACCAAAUGCAGGUGGACAUUCGUGAGUAUGACAUGCACACUGCAAUGGAAGCAGUGCCAAAUGAAUACAAGAAAGGUUCACUUCUUUACAGGCUGGAGGUACCUGGAUUAGCAGAGGCAAGGCCGUCUUUAUUGCCUUAUGAUUCAGUGUAUGUCAAAAUAGAAAAGACUCAUAAUGUGAAGUACGAAGGCAUAGUCCACAAGGUGCUUGAAACUGCCGUUCAUCUUGGAUUCAAUUCCAGAUUCGCCCAAAACUUCAUUUCAAAGAAGAAGUACUUUGUUGAGUUUGGUUUCAACAGAAGACCUAUGCGAGUUGAGAAGCAGGCACUAGCACUGGCUAACGACCAUAAAAUAAUUCCAUAUUUUUAUCCAACUUGCCAAGAGAUGGAGAGCGUGAUUCCUGAUAACUUAUAUUAUUUCAACACAAGUUUGAAUCACGAACAGAAAAUUGCAGUAGAGAAUAUAAUGAAUCAUGAUUUGAAAGUACCAUACAUAAUAUUUGGACCACCUGGAACAGGAAAGACUGUCACCGUUGUAGAGGCCAUAUUACAACUUUGGAAAACACAACCGUCAUCAAAAAUACUAGCCUGUGCUCCGUCAAAUGCGGCGGUCAAUGAAAUAACCAACAGACUCUUAAACGUGAUGCCAACUACGGAUAUAUUUCGCUUCGUAGGUAACAGCUACGGCCACGACAUCAAAAUGAAAAAAUUGGCAAAAAUCGUCAAUUUAUACCCAGACGGUAGCUUCUACAUGCCUUCCAUGCAACAGCUUUUAGGAUAUAGAGUGCUGCUAACCACUUUGGUCACUGCUGCCAGGAUUGUAAACGGGGGCGCUCCAAAAGACCACUUCACGCACGUGUUUAUAGACGAAGGAAGCUACGCGACAGAAUCGCAAACCCUCAUUCCCAUCGCUGGAAUUCUGUCACAUGAUGACAGAAAAGGAUUUAUUAAAGGCAACGUGAUACUGGCAGGUGAUCCGAAACAGUUGGGACCCUUAGUUCACUCGCAGUUUGCUACUCACUGUGGAUAUGGUACAUCUAUGCUAGAACGGUUGCUGGAUUCAUGUGAACCGUACAGCAGAAACGAAAAUUUGGAAAAUAACUAUGAUCAAAGAUAUUUGACCAAACUGCUGAAAAACUACAGAUCUCACGAAGCAAUUCUGACAGUGCCAAGCAAACUAUUCUACCACAGUGAACUUAUAGCAGGUGGUAGUGAUAUGAGCCAUGUUUUCACUGAGUGGGAACAUCUCAAGACACCGGGAUUUCCUGUGAUUUUCCAUCAUGUCGAAGGUGUUGAUCUCAGAGAAACAACUUCUCCCAGCUUUUUUAAUGUCCAAGAAAUUGAGGAGGUUAUGGAAUACGUGACCAAGCUAGUUGAUUCUAGAGUCAGUGGGAUGAAAAUAAAACAAUGUGAUCUUGGUAUCAUAACACCUUAUAGAAAACAGGUACAAAAAAUUAAUAAAGCUCUAAGUAAGAAGAAAAUGAAUGAAAUUUUGGUUGGAUCUGUUGAGCAGUUCCAAGGAAAAGAAAAGUUAAUUAUUAUAGUUUCUACUGUCAGAUCAAAGAACUUCGCAUUGUAUGAGGAGAUAGAUAAAAAAUGUAAACUAGGAUUUCUCAGAAACCCGAAGCGUUUCAAUGUAGCACUAACAAGAGCUAAGGCAUUGUUAAUCGUGGUAGGAAACGGAAAAGUAUUACAGGAUGAUCUAAAUUGGCAAACUUUUAUACAAUACUGCGCGGACAAUAAUUCGAUUGCAGGAAAGAGGUUCGUGCUACAGAAACCUACAUGAUAACAAAGACUGAUCGUUAUUAUUUUAGUAUUAUUUAUAUGAUUUAUUACCUUUAUGUUGUUUUCAUAUAUGAUUUAUUAAAUAAUUUUAGGUU